Molecule: messenger RNA, 1097 nt
Organism: Andrographis paniculata
Lineage: Eukaryota; Viridiplantae; Streptophyta; Magnoliopsida; Lamiales; Acanthaceae
Product: 40S ribosomal protein S3a
Exons: 7
Coding region: 77-859 (260 amino acids)
Biological process (GO): translation
Cellular component (GO): cytosol; ribosome
Molecular function (GO): structural constituent of ribosome
Source: RefSeq, a predicted model, not a curated record
UGUUGGGCGCCUUUUCCGCGGAGAAGCUUGGGUUUCAAUCUUCGUCCAUCCUCUGAAGCUCAGCAGCUCCGCCACAAUGGCCGUCGGGAAGAACAAGAGGAUUUCGAAGGGGAAGAAAGGAGGAAAGAAGAAGGCGGUCGAUCCGUUUGCUAAGAAAGAUUGGUACGAUGUGAAAGCGCCAUCGAUUUUUAACACAAGAAACGUAGGGAAAACCUUGGUCACUCGUACUCAGGGUACUAAGAUUGCUUCGGAAGGACUCAAGCACCGUGUGUUUGAAGUGUCAUUGGCUGACCUUCAAGGUGACGAGGAUCAUUCUUUCAGAAAGAUCCGUUUGAGAGCUGAGGAUGUGCAGGGAAAGAAUGUCCUCACUAAUUUCUGGGGUAUGAACUUCACCACCGAUAAAUUGAGAUCGCUUGUGCGCAAAUGGCAAUCCCUGAUUGAGGCCCAUGUGGACGUCAAGACAACUGACAACUAUACUUUGAGGAUGUUCUGCAUUGCAUUCACUAAAAAAAGGGUGAACCAGCAGAAGAGGACAUGCUAUGCACAGUCGAGCCAGAUUCGUCAAAUCCGGAGGAAGAUGCGGGAGAUCAUGAUUAACCAAGCACAGUCAUGUGAUCUCAAGGAUUUGGUUCAGAAAUUCAUUCCCGAGUCGAUUGGAAAAGAAAUUGAGAAAGCGACAUCAAGUAUCUACCCUCUGCAGAAUGUGUUUAUCCGUAAGGUUAAAAUCUUGAAAGCUCCCAAAUUUGACCUUGGCAAGUUGAUGGAGGUUCAUGGUGAUUACAGCGAAGAUGUUGGCGUGAAGCUAGACAGGCCUGCUGAAGAGCCGAUGGCUGAAGCAACCGAGGUUAUUGGAGCAUAAAUUGAUUAGACUUCACUUGAAAGACUACAGGAAUGAGGAAACUACUUGAUUAUCGGUAAGUUAGUGAGAGAUAUAGCAAUCUUACGUAUGGGCUAUAUGAGAUUUCAUUGAUUUCGAAAUUUUCUUUUUGAUCCGAAUUAUUCAUUACUCAAAUCUUGGUUUUUUUUGUAGCAUUUUGUGAUUCUAAGUGAAUUAUUAUUAUUAUUAUUAUUAAUCUUCUUUUGGCUCUCGAUUUCAA